Molecule: messenger RNA, 4647 nt
Organism: Electrophorus electricus (electric eel)
Lineage: Eukaryota; Metazoa; Chordata; Actinopteri; Gymnotiformes; Gymnotidae
Gene: trim24
Product: tripartite motif containing 24
Cellular component (GO): chromatin
Molecular function (GO): protein binding; zinc ion binding
Source: RefSeq, a predicted model, not a curated record
AGGCCUCGCACCAUCUGUUGGUUAGCAAGCAGCGAUAAACAACUUCUCUUUGUUAGCCACAUUUCUAGAUAUGCUUUAUUGAUGGUAGCAUUCUAAAGAUGGAUUGCGAAUAAUCUAUACCUUUACUAUAUAAAGUCAACUUGUUCAUAACCUUUUCUGUCGGAUCUCUGACGCUAAUCUGUAAUUAAAUCAGCGUGUAGCUAGCUAGCUGGUCGUUAGGAGCUAGCUAGCUGGCUGGCUAACGUUGCUAAUGUGGACGCGCUUCUGUAGUUGAAGCAGUAGCGUUUAAUGUGGACGCGCUUCUGUAAAGCAGUAACGUUUAAUAUGUGCAGAUUUGUUUGCAGGAUCCCUUUCUAACGUUCCCGAUCAAGUCCCAUGAUGUUUUCAACAUGCCAUUGUUGAAAUCGACUCGACUCCGAACAUCCCGCUUUCUUAUGCGUUAUUGUCAGUAGAUGCUGUAGCUUAGUCGGCUAGCUUUGGUCGUACGUCGUAUUUUGAAAAUAUGGAGGAAAGUGGCGAAAAAAUAGAUUCGGAAGACAUAGUGAUUAUUGUGGAAAACGAGGCGGAAAGUAAGCCUAUUCAAGAGGCGAACGCGAAGGAGGAGAGCAGCCAGAGUUUGCUGGACAUCUGCCCCCUCUGUAAACUGAGCUUCCACAGCAGGGAACCCAAACUUCUACCCUGUCUCCACUCCUUCUGCAAAAGAUGUCUCCCUUCACCAUCGAGGAACUUGUUAUUUGCCGAUCAGGGGACCAACCACCAGAUGCCAAUUGAGAGCCAAGCCAAACCACUGAACAUAAUCCGAUGCCCAGUGUGUUAUCAGGACUGCAGGGAAGUUGAAGUCUUGGAUAACUUCUUUGCCAAGGACACUAUGGAAGUGCCAAGCAGCACAGUGGAGAAGACCAGUCAGCUCUGCAUGAGCUGUGAUGACAACACGGAGGCAACUGGCUUCUGCGUGGAGUGUGUGGAGUUUCUGUGCGUCACUUGUAUUGAGGCUCACCAGCGUGUGAAGUUCACAAGGGACCAUACGAUCAGGCAGAUGGAGGAGAUGUCUUCAGAGGCAAUGGGUGCUUCCACACAGAAGCCCGUUUUCUGUGAGGUCCACAAACAAGAGCCUUUGAAGCUGUUUUGUGAAACGUGUGACCGCCUCACCUGCAGAGACUGCCAGCUCCUCAAACACAAGGACCACAAUUACCAGUUUCUGGAGGAUGCAUACAGGAACCACAGGGAACACCUGGUGAAGAUGACGGGCCAGCUUCAAGAAAAAAGAAAGGCCAUUGGGGAGGUGUCUGACACAAUAAACAGCGGUCUUCAUCAAGUGGAUGAAAACCGCAAGGCUGUCGCCAAUGAGAUUAAAAAGGCCAUAUGCAAUCUGAUAAUGGAAAUUAACAGAAAAGGGAAGAUCUUGAUCAAUCAGCUGGAGGCACUGACAAAGGACCAUGAAAUGGUUCUGAAGAAGCAGCAAGAGGACAUCUCCUCCCUCACCAAACACCUUGAUCAUGUGAUCACCUUCACAAAGUGGGCGACCGCCAGUAACAGUGGCACAGCACUCCUGUACUGUAAACGACUGAUCAUGUAUCAAAUCCAAUACCUCCUGCGGGCAAAGUGCAACACCUCCUAUGUUCCUCAGAGUUCAGUUCGCUUCCAGUGUCGAUCUGCCUUUUGGGCCUCAAAUGUUGACCUUGGUUCUCUACUGGUAGAGAAGGCCCCUCUGCGCCAGCCCAGCGGGCCACAACCAUUCCCUUUUCAGCAAAUGAAUGCCGGUCCCAGACCGGAUGGGCCCACGGGGCCCUUCCCAGGGUCCCAGGCUCAGCAGCACCAGAGACAGAGCACUCUGGCCCAGCUGCAGAUGCAGGUGGAAAAGCUUGCCCAGCACCCCAACCGCCAUCUCUCACCCAAUCAUUGGUCGUGGGGCAUGCGGCCUCCCGGGCAGCCGAUGCCUAGCCGGCCUAUGCAGGGAGGCUCCCCUUCCCAGACUCUUUCCAGCAUGCCUCAGCAAGCGUGGAGGUACAGUGCCCCACACCUCAAUACGGGGAGUCCGCCGACUUUGCUCCAGAACUCAAGCCUCCCACAACAGACUUUGAGAGGUCUCAUCAACAAUUCAAGCUUCCCUCCCAAACCCAUGGAUGUGCUGCAGGGUAGUCCCCGCUAUUCCCAGAAUGCACCUCUUCCAGGUGCUGGCCCCAUCCCCUCUCAACCUCCUCUCCUUCAGCGAAACAUGAUGGAAGCUGCAUAUCUCAGCAGGAGGAGUGAGCCCAGUAGCUCCUUGUCUUUAUCUGCCCCUAGACCCAGUUAUCCAACCAACCUGCCCUCAGCAGCCACCGACAGAGUUGUGCCAGGAAGUCAGAUUUCUCCAAUGUCUGUUGCUCCUUCAACUGAUGCUAGGGCUGGUGUUGGUGCCUGGAAGCGGUCCGAGCCUCCACCAAGUGCACCAUCAAGCCUCCCUACCAAGAGAAGACGGAAGUCAUCUCCGGGCCCCGUCAUCGUCAUCAAAGACGAGCCGGAGGAUGACGACGACGUUCAUUUUGUCCGGACAACCACGAAGGCCAGCCUUCCGGACAGCACCGGUGUGCAGUCUCAGACCCCGCAACAGGAGUCUCCUCCGGCAGAGGAGCAGCAGACGGAGAGGACCCCCGAACCCGAGGAGGACCCUAAUGAGGACUGGUGCGCCGUGUGCCAGAAUGGAGGAGAACUGCUCUGUUGCGACAAAUGUCCCAAAGUCUUCCAUCUUAGCUGUCAUAUUCCCAUUCUCACUGCAUCUCCAAGUGGUGAGUGGUACUGUUCAUUCUGCCGCGACCUUGACUCGCCUGAAAUGGAGUAUGACGUGGAUGGUGGAGGUGACUCAAAAGAUGUGAAGCAGGACCCGGAUUCAGACACAUUCACGCCCGUGGACAGACGCAAAUGUGAGAGACUGUUGCUUCGCAUCUACUGCAAUGAACUCAGCACUGAUUUCCAGGAUCCGGUGACACCAUCGUCCAUGCCAGAAUACAACGAGAUUAUAAAAACCCCAAUGGACCUGUCUAAGGUGAGGAGCAAGCUAGAGGAUAAGCAGAGCCCUGGUUACAAGAGCACCGACUGCUUCGUCGCAGACAUGAGGCUUAUAUUCAAAAACUGCGCUACUUUCCACAAGGAGGACACGGAGAUGUCGAGCGUAGGAGCUAACCUGGAGAAUUAUUUUGAAGAGCAGUUGCGGCUGCUGUAUCCAGACCGAACCUUCCCCGACGUGAAGGAGGAGGGGGCUGCUCCAGAGCCACAAGCUCCAGAGCUGCAAGCUCCAGAACCGCAAGCUCAAGAUUCCCAAGCUCCAGAACCGCAAGCUCAAGAUUCCCAAGCCCCAGAACCGCAAGCUCAAGAUUCCCAAGCCCCAGAGCCGCAAGCUCCAGAACCCCAAGCUCCAGAACCCCAAGCUCCAGAACCCCAAGCUGCAGAGCCGCAAGCUCCAGAACCCCAAGCUGCAGAGCCGCAAGCUCCAGAACCCCAAGCUGCAGAGCCGCAAGCUCCAGAACCCCAAGCUGCAGAGCCGCAAGCUCCAGAACCCCAAGCUGCAGAACCUCAAUCUCCAGAACCGCAAGCUGCAGAACAGUCUCAGUCACCAAAGGGAACCUCCCCGGAUCCCCUUGCAACAGAGGAGACUGGGGAAUCCCCCAUCAAAAGUCUUCCCGAGGGAGAGCUCCAGUCUGAAGACCCUGCUGAAAAUACAGAGAGCUCUGAGAAUCCAGAGGCAAGUGGUAGUCCUAUAGAUGCAUCCCAGGAGCUCGAUGGCAGGAGCGAUCAGGAUGGUUGAUCUGUCUACUUGGGAAAGCUCUGCCCUUUUCUGAGUAGAGAGAAUCUCUCUCUCUCUCUCUCUGUCUCUCUCUCUCUCUCUCUUCCUCUCUCUUCCCCCCCGGAGCAUGAAAUUACAACUACUUUUGGAGAAUACAGUGUAUUAGUUCUGCAAUAAUAAUAUUGUAUACACAAUUUGAAAAGAGCAAUACAGCUCCUUAGGUUAUGUAAAAAAGGCACAAUAAAUGCUAAUGUAUAAAAACCAGUAGUAUGAAUUACAUUGUAUGUUAAUGACAACUACAAGAGAAAAUGGGGUGGGUGAUGGAAGGAACUGCAUUAGUUAAACUACGAUACAAACUAUACACCUUCCUACAAUAUGUAUGCUUACAAUAUGAUGUUCCAACUCCAAAAAAUUAAACAUUAGUAUGGUUUUAGAUGUAUUUAUUUGUGUAGUAUUAGAGAUAUUUAUUUGUCCUCUUGAUUUUGAUCUGGUGCUCUGGCGAAGAGCACACUUACAAAUAAAUUCCAUGAGCGGUGGAGUUUUGUAUAAUGUUAUUUUAAUCCAAAAGAUGUAUGUGUUUAGGGGGUGGGGCAGACGUAGUGGGACUCUUAGGUACAAAAGCAUUAACCCUUGUUCUUAGUCACUUAAACUUUGGGCUGUUUAUCUGGAGCCACUCGAAGCCCAGUUGUAGGCUGCAUACUAGUUUCAGAAGCAGCAUCAUUUACCUGUGUUGUUCGUUGUGCAGUCUGUGACACACUGGUGCCCCCUGGAGGCCAGUGUGGCAGCCUGCGAGUGCAAUCCCGACAUACACUCAGGUUACUCGAGUUAAACAGAAUUUCAUUGGAAUCAGUUCUCAGAUGUGAAUAAAUUUCAGUUUUUCUGCUUCA